Dujonia railenensis is the source of this 1140-nucleotide messenger RNA. The record is from the annotation of a GenBank genome assembly. Lineage: Eukaryota; Fungi; Ascomycota; Pichiomycetes; Serinales; Debaryomycetaceae.
AUGGUCGCACGUAGUUCAUUCCAAGAAGCCAAUUAUGAGAGAAUCCAAGACAAUGAGGGUAACAUAAACGUAGGUGCCUUGCAUCACGAUGUUUCCAAGCACCCAGAAUACUUGCCAUCGUGGAGUAAAAAGGAAUUUUACCCUCCACUUGAGUUCAAGGAACACCAUGACAGGGGGAAGUUUGCUGACCCCAAGUUCCCCAAUUUGCUUCCAAGUGGAGUCACUGCUAAGAAUGUCACUCCAAAGUUGGGAGUUGAAGUAGAAGGGAUUCAAUUGUCGUCACUCUCUGAUCAGGGGAAGGACGAAUUGGCCUUGUUAGUUGCUCAGAAGGGUGUCGUUAUCUUCAGGGACCAAGACUUUUUCCAGCAGGGACCCAAGUUCGCUACUGACUAUGUGAGAUACUUCGGUCCAUUACAUAUCCACCCUACUUCGGGCGCACCAAAAGGUCAUCCUGAGCUUCACGUUGUUUACUACCGUAAAGAUCAUGAAAGUGGUGGAAAGCUCACCAGGUCCAACAGAACGAAUUUGGUUCAAUGGCACUCCGAUGUCACUUACGAGUUACAACCACCAGGUACUACCUUUUUCGGAAUCCUUGAAGGUCCAAGCUCUGGUGGAGAUACCUUGUUUUCUGAUAAUGUUGAAGCCUACAAUAGGUUAUCACCUGCAUUCAAGGAAAGGCUAGAAGGUUUGUACGCAUUGCACACAUCUCACGACCAAGCCGCUAACUCUAGGAAUGACAAGGGAAUCGAGAAGAGAGAUCCGGUCAACAACAUUCACCCAAUUGUUAGAGUUCACCCAGUCACUGGACAAAAGUCAUUGUUUGUCAAUGUGAACUUUACUAAGAAGGUUGUAGGAUUCAAAGAGGAAGAGAGUGAUGCUUUAUUGAGCUUCUUGUUUCAACACAUUGGUAAUUCACAUGAUUUCCAGCUUAGAGCCAACUACGAAGAGAAUACAGUUGUUGUUUGGGAUAACAGAAGAGUCACCCAUGCUGCAAUUUUCGACUGGCAGGAUGAAGAUGUGGGAAGACAUGCAGUUCGUGUGACACCACAAGCUGAACGCCCAGUUGCAGACUUAGCAGACUUAAACAAGUUCAGUAAGAACAAUGAUACUGGUGAUUAUACUUACAGCAACUUUAGUUAA